GGUUGAACCAGGCUGAAUGCAUCUGUUCGGACACAGUAUGGCGGGUCCUUCUGGAAAGUCGCAAGCCAUCAACUAGACUUACCUAUGAGGCGAAGUGGAAGAGUUUUCCAGCUGGUGCGCUCAGCGGCAGGUACCCCCACCCCAGGCUUCCAUUUCGUGCAUUGUGGACUACCUGAUGUCCCUAAAGGACCAACACCUAGCCUUUGGAUCCCUUAAGGUCCACCUUGCGGCCAUUUCUGCAUUCCACCCAGGCGCGGCGGCGCGUUCUGUGUUUGCACAUCCGAUCGUGCGGCGUUUUCUCAAAGGCCUGGAGAAAAUCCAUCCUCCAACGAAGUCACCCAUGCCUGCAUGGGACCUCAACCUGGUCCUCUCCUGCCUUAUGGGUCCUCCUUUCGAGCCGCUGGCCACCUGUUCUCUUCUCUAUCUCUCCUGGAAGGUCACCUUCCUAGUGGCCAUCACUUCCGCACGACGGGUCUCCGAAUUACGUGCUCUCACCUGUGAGCCACCCUAUACCAUCUUUCAACUAAGACCUCACCCGGCCUUUCUACCAAAGGUGCUAUCCCGCUUCCACGUGAGCCAGGAUAUCUUCUUACCAGUUUUCUAUCCAAAACCGCAUGCUCACCUGCAUGAACAACGCCUUCAUUCUCUCGAUGUUAGAAGGACGCUCACCUUCUAUAUAGACCGGACAAAGCCCUUUCGUAAAACAACCCAGUUGUUUGUCGCCAUUGCAAAGCAGAUAAAAGGCGCCCCGGUUUCCUCUCAAUUAAUAUUUUUGUGGCUCACCGGAUGCAUUUGUGCUUGCUAUAAUCUGGCAAACGUCCUUCCGCCUGCUGUUACAGCUCACUCCACGAGAGCUCAAGCGUAAUCAGCUGCCUUUCUGGCACACAUUCCUCUCCAGGAAAUCUGCAGGGCUGCCACGUGGGCCUCGAUUCAUACCUUCACGUCCCACUAUGCCAUCGUCCAGCACUCUCGGGAUAAUGCAGCCUUUGGCGGAGCAAUCCUUCAAUCUGUGGUUCCUUGACUCUGACCCCACCUCCGAGGUAAGG
This is a messenger RNA of Trachemys scripta elegans, 1046 nucleotides long. RefSeq lists its product as uncharacterized. The transcript has a single exon. NCBI's taxonomy places the organism in Eukaryota, Metazoa, Chordata, Testudines, Emydidae. The record is from RefSeq and is a predicted model, not a curated record. Bases 176 to 865 code for a protein of 229 amino acids.